UGCAACUUUUUCGAUUUUGCCAAACCAGCAAAACUCAAAAAAGGCUGGAAACUGUUUUUUCCCAAACGUUUUUAUUUGUUUCUUGUUGUAUUCACGAACAUUGAUAAUUUUAAAAAUUUAUUUUAUUACUGCAGAGCUGCAUGAUUUGCGAAAGCAGUGAUUGCUGUUGAUUUGUGCGCGAACUGAAGUAGUCACGUAGCGCUUGUCGAAAACAGGAGCAAAUCGUGGACAAGUGUCCGACAUCCUGUUUUGCUCUUUGUCCACGACGGGCUGUUAUUGUGGAGCUGAAUGGGAGCGCGCAAUUCGCACGAAGAGUGGGACGGUGACGGUGCGGAUCAGCGGAUGGACGAGGAGAGCGGCGGGGAAGGCGCUGCUGCCAAUGCCAACGCGAACGCGAACGCUCCAGCCAACAACGCGCCCGACAACGCUGCGGCGGACCGUCCCGCACUCGAGCCCCGCCGUCAUCAGGGCGGCCAGCGCGCCGUCGACAUUCUCAGUGCACUCGACUAUCUGUAUCGCACCGGGCAGCUGCGGGUGAUGCCCAGAAGAGGAAAUCGGGGUGACGCCGCAGAGCCAGCUACAACCCCGACGCCGCAGCAUCCGCCGGACACGACGGCCAUGGACAGGAGCGACUUCAAGCACCACGUGAUGCUGCGCAGCGGUUUGAUGGAGCCGCCGCCCACGGACUACCCGCGGGGGUUGGUGCCGCUGUUCGCCCUGCGCGAAUUCCGUCCAUUCCGCCCGGCCGAGAAGGUGCAGCUCAUGCAGAACCACCUGCCCAGUGUCGCCACGAAACUGAUGGAGCUGGAUGAUAAACUCUUCUGUGGUCUGCACAGUCUGGAUGGGAAUAUUCUGAUGUCGGCCGGACAGGAUCAGCGCAUCCGUCUCUUCGACACCUCCAAAUCCCACACCGUCCGCAGCAAGUUCGACGCGUUCCGCACCAUCGUGGCACGGGAUGUCGGCUGGAGCAUCCUGGAUGUGCGUCUGAGCACGUGCGGCCGUUUCGUUGCGUACGGGAGCUGGUCGGACGCCGUGCACGUGGCGUCCGUGCACAGCGACAGCGUGCACGUCGCGGUCCCGCUGAAUCCCGGCCAGCCCAGCACCUGCGGCGUCUUCUCCCUCAUGUUCUCCCAUGACGACCAGGAGAUCUUGUGCGGCGUGAACCAGGGCGACAUUUACGUGUGCAACCUGACGGGCCGGUCGCAGUGCAUCGUGGCGCACCAGGAGGACGUCAACUGCGUGGCAUUCGCCGAUCACUCCUCGCAGAUCUUGUACAGCGCCGGGGAUGACGGGAUAAUUAAAGUGUGGGACCGUCGGACGCUGUCCGAGAGCCGGCCGCGGCCCUGCGGCUACUUUGUCGGCCAUAAACACGGGAUCACUUUCUUGGAUCCGCAUUUCGACGGCCGUCAUGUCCUGUCCAACGGGAAGGAUCAGUGUAUCAAACUGUGGGAUUUACGCGCCUUUUCCCCACAGGAAGGCUUAGAGGAAGCGCGGAAGGCGGUGAACGAGAACCAGUGGGACUACCGCUACCGCAGUCGCCGGCCCAUGUGCACGCGCCGCCUACGCCACGACACCUCCAUCAUGACCUACACCGGGCACGUCGUCUCGCAGACGCUCAUCCGCGCCCGCUUCUCCCCCUUCGACAGCACCGCCUCGCGCUACAUCGUCACCGGCGACGCCACCGGGAUGGUCUACAUUUUUGAUUCACUGAGCGGAGAGAUUAUCAAGCGACUGCGGCAUCACGACAGUGUGGUGCGCGACGUGUCCUGGCAUCCGGUGCGGCCGGAAAUCGUCAGCACCAGCUGGGACGGAUGUCAGACGAUGUGGACGUGCGGCGGGGAGGAGGACGAGGAGAUGCUGACGGACGACGACGAUACGAUGCGCGGCCAGCUGAGCUCCGAUCCCUCCGACUCGGAGGAGUCCGGCUGAGAGAUCGCUCGAUGGUGUGAUCGUUGUUUCAACGCGGUGCUGCUUGCUUGUAUGUAUGAUAGACCUUGUGUUAUGCUAGCAGAAUUUAAUCAACGGUUUUUACUUUUCAAAGUCCUUUUAUCCACAGCAAUGCAAUGCCGACUUCGGCUUGUUUUUUUCCUCGCUUGAAACAGUGUACAUAGUUUAUAUUAGACAUUUCUUAAGUUUAAGCAGUCCGCAGAAAUUUUAAAUCGAAACUGGAAUAUGCAGAAUAAAUCAGAAUAAAUUUCUAUAAAAUCCG
Paramacrobiotus metropolitanus is the source of this 2209-nucleotide messenger RNA. RefSeq names its product DDB1- and CUL4-associated factor 11-like. Lineage: Eukaryota; Metazoa; Tardigrada; Eutardigrada; Parachela; Macrobiotidae. The record is from RefSeq and is a predicted model, not a curated record. Bases 289 to 1929 code for a protein of 546 amino acids. The transcript is spliced from 9 exons. Gene Ontology annotation, cellular component: Cul4-RING E3 ubiquitin ligase complex. Gene Ontology annotation, biological process: proteasome-mediated ubiquitin-dependent protein catabolic process. Gene Ontology annotation, molecular function: protein binding.